AAUAAUAAUAAUAAUAAUAACAAUAAUAAUAAUAAUAAUAAUAAUAAUAAUAAUAAUAAUAAUAAUAGUAAUAAUAAUAAUAAUAAAUGUAAUAAUGAUAAUGAUAAUAAUAAUGAUAAUAAUAAUAAUAAUAAUAAUAAUAAUAAUGAUAAUAAUAAUAAUAAUUAUAAUAAUAAUAAUAAUAAUAAUAAUAAUAAUAAUAAUAAUAAUAAUAAUAAUACUAAUAAUAAUAUAAAUAAUAAUAAUCAUAAUUACUGUAAUAAUAAUAGUAAUAAUAAUGAAUAUAGUAAUAAUUAUAAUAAUGGUAAUAAUAAUAAUAAUAAUAAUAAUAAUAAUAAUAAUAAUAAUGACAAUGAUAAUAAUAAUGGUAAUAAUAAUGAUACUACUAAUACUACUACUAAUAAUAAAAAUAAUAUUAAUGAUAAUUAUUAUAAUAAUAAUAACAAUAGUAAUAAUAAUAAUGAUAAUAAUAAUAAUAAUAAUAAUAAUAAUAACAAUAAUAAUAGUAAUGAUAAUAAUAAUAAUAUUAAUAUUAAUAACAAUAAUGAUAAUAAUAAUAAUAAUAAUAAUAAUAAUAAUAAUAAUAAUGAUAAUGAUAAUAAUAAUGAUAAUAAUAAUAAAAAUAAAAACAAUAAUAAUGAUAAUAGUAACGAUAAUGAUAAUGGCCAUAAUAAUAAUAAUGAUAAUAUUAAUGAUAAUAAUAAUAAUAAUGAUAAUAAUAAUAAUAAAUAUAAUAAUAAUAACAGUAAUAAUAAUGAUAAUGAUAAUAAUAAUAAUGAUAAUAAUAAUAAUAAUAAUAAUAAUAAUAAUAAUGAUAAUAAUAAUAAUAAUAAUAAUAAUGAGGAUGAUGAGGAGGAUAAUACUACUACUACUAAUGAUAAUAAUAAUAAUAAUAAUAAUAAUAAUAAUAAUAGUAAUAAUAAUAAUAAUAAUAAUAAUAAUAAUAAUAAUAAUAAUAAUAAUAAUCAUAAUGAUAAUAAUAAUAAUAAAAAUGAUAAUGAUAAUAAUGAUGACGGUGAUAAUAAAAUUAGAAACAGUUAUAGUAAUAAUAUCAAUAAUAACUAUUAUUAUUAUCGAUAUUAUUAUAAGAAUAGAAAUAACAAUAAUAAUUACAAUAACAGCAACAACAACAACAAUAAUAAUAAUAAUAAUAAUAAUAAUAAUAAUAAUAAUAAUAAUGCCGAUUUCUCCAGGACUGAUAUUAUCCUCUGGCGCCACGUGGUUGAACCCGGCUUUCCAUGCCACGUGCCUGCCGCUUCUACCACGAGCUACGCGGUAGCUUCCGCGAACAGUCCUGCGCCCUGGUUGCGGUCUGGAUGCCUGACUAGCCUACAACAGCUUCUAGUACGUGCUGCGCCAGGCCCUGUCUUGGAUACUGAGGUAGUUGCCGUGGUCCCGUUACCCCUGGUUCCCACCGAUGACCCGAGUUACAGAAGGGAGAAUAAAUGUGAGGGACCCCGUGAUGCUGCCCUUGUACUGGAUGAGAUAUACUGGUCUCCGCAUCCACAGAGGCUGCUGCUUCGGCUGAAAGGACACCUAGCGCACACCCCAGCGCACCUGCACGAGGCUGCUGCUUAA
Molecule: messenger RNA, 1578 nt
Organism: Penaeus monodon (black tiger shrimp)
Lineage: Eukaryota; Metazoa; Arthropoda; Malacostraca; Decapoda; Penaeidae
Product: GATA zinc finger domain-containing protein 14-like
Exons: 9
Source: RefSeq, a predicted model, not a curated record